Messenger RNA from Sardina pilchardus (European sardine), 1316 nucleotides. RefSeq names its product dehydrogenase/reductase SDR family member 12-like. Lineage: Eukaryota; Metazoa; Chordata; Actinopteri; Clupeiformes; Clupeidae. The transcript is spliced from 10 exons. The record is from RefSeq and is a predicted model, not a curated record. The coding region runs from base 45 to 1082 and encodes 345 amino acids.
AUCGGGUAGGGUGACUGAUAGAAGUUUCCAAACGCGCAACCAUCAUGUCUAAGUAUCGGAAUAUUGUGUGGUUUCUGAAAGCAAUGCAAGAAUACACAAGGGGAGGAUUUGAAACAGCCUCCAAGCACUUUGUGCUAAAAGACCUCAGCGUAGACCUGAGCGGACGCUCCUUCAUGAUCACAGGAGCCAACAGUGGAAUUGGGAAGGCAACUGCAAUGGCCAUAGCAAAGAAGGGUGGGACAGUGCACAUGGUGUGCAGGAACAAGGAGAGAGCCGAGUGCGCCAGAGAGGACAUCGUGAAGGAGUCCGGCAACAAUAAUGUCCAGGUCCACAUUUUGGACCUGUCCGAGACACGCAAGGUGUGGGAGUUCACAGAGGACUUCAAGAGUAAACAUUCAUCCCUGAAUGUUCUGAUCAACAAUGCGGGGAGCAUGGUGAACAUACGAGAGGUGAAUUUCGAAGGUUUUGAGAAGAAUUUUGCCAUCAACACCUUAGGAGUGUAUAUCCUGACCAAGGGUCUGAUACCUCUUCUGGAAAAGAGCAGUGAGCCUAGAGUAAUCACCGUGUCCUCUGGAGGGAUGCUGGUUCAGAAACUUCGCAUCAUAGACCUGCAGACUGAAAAAAGGCCCUUUGACAGCACCAUGGUCUAUGCGCAGAAUAAGAGACAGCAGGUGGUUAUGACAGAGGAAUGGGCUCAGGUACAUCCCAAGAUUCACUUCUCUGUCAUGCACCCAGGGUGGGCAGAUACCCCAGCGGUCGCCAAGGCGAUACCCGACUUCUAUGAGAGGCUGCGUAGUCGGCUGCGGAGCCCUGAGCAGGGUGCGGACACGGUCAUCUGGCUGGCCAUCUCCCCAGCAGCGGCCCGGACGCCCAGCGGAAGGUUCUUCCAGGACAGAAAGAUGGUUCCUGUGCACCUGCCCCUGGCCUGGACUCGUUACUCCCGUGAGAAAGCCCGGGCCCUUAUGGUCCGUCUCGAGGUCCUGGCCAAGAGGGCCCAGCCAAGCACCGGGCGCUCACAGCUCAACAGCCCCGUAGUGGACAUCUCAGGAGGUCCUCAGGACUGCAUCAAAAAGGCUGCCUAAGACCCCUUAGGAAAGCUACUAGAGUACAGAUCAAGGCUAAGAGAGGCCAUAGCAAUGUCUGAAUUUGCUGUUAUUCACCAAGUUAUAUGAUUGCAAUGUCUGGAUUUGCACUGAGAAAUUGGACAAAUAGCAAGAACACCCCACUGUUUAAAAUGCUGCUAAUAUAGGUUACUUAAAAGAAAAAAAACCUCAAGAAUAAAAUGAUUUACUCACCUGCAUGGAGAAGUCUAUGAG